AGCAUUGAGGACACAAUGACUGUCAGCAUAGUUUACGAUAACUCAGAGGCCAUGGAGCUGUGUGCAGCUCAGCACCUGUAUCUGAAGCCUAUAGCCAGACUGACCAUCAAUGUGAUGCUGCCCGAAGAUCUCACAUAUACUAGAUCAUUUUCCAACUGGGAGAUACUAGACCAUCUGAAGAAUCUUAUUUGCCCAGAUCAGUUUAGCACUGUUCGACUCUCAAAAAGCACCAAGGACUUCAUUCGGUUUGAGGGCGAGGCAGAGACCAGAAGUCUAGUUCAGAUCCUAAAGGCGAAACUGCAUGGAAAGAUCAUUAGGUUGAACGGCUUGAAGAACGGCUUGAAAGUAGUGGCCACAGAUGCCUGGCCAGACUUCCCAUCCCAGCAAGACUGGGAAUUGGCUUGCAAGAAAAACAAGGCAGAAAGUGAUGAGCUUCUUAACCAAAACUUUAAUGAGAGUCUUGAUUCCAUUUACUUUCAGGGGUUGCCCUGCAAAUGGUUUGCAUCCAAGGGUUCCACUGGGGAAAAACCAUGUGAAGAGAUCCUCAGGGUAGUGUUUGAAAGUUUUGGGAAAAUAAAGAACAUUGACAUUCCCAUGCUUGAUCCUUACCGAGAAGUGAUGGCCAGUGGCACCUUCAAACAUUGUACAUUAGGCAGCCUUCAGACUUUUGAAGCUUUCAUCCAGUAUCAGGAGUAUGCUGAUUUUGUCAAAGCCAUGGAAUCCUUGAGGGGAAUGAAGCUGAUGCUUAAGGGGGAAGAUGGGAAAGCCCUGGCCUGCAACAUAAAGGUUAUGUUUGAUACAACCCAACACUUCAGCGAAGGAGCUAUAAGGAAGAGAAACCAGGAAAGAUUAAAAUUGCAAGAGCUGGAACAGGAGAGAAAAAGAGAAAAGAAGCGAGAAGAGGCAGAAAGGAAACGAAAAGAUGAUGAGAAAAAGCUUCGAGAAAAGAAGAGGAAAAGCAAGCUCAAACGGAAAGAACAGAAGCAGAAACUAAAGGAGGAGAAGCGCCCCAAAAAGAAGGCUAAAACUCAGCAUUUUAAUUCGAAGGAAAGUGGAAAAGUUAACAGUCAGAAGAUGGAGAACCCUAAAACUGAAGAAGUGUACAUUCUGGAAUCUGAGGUGAAGACAAUGAAGAGAGAAAACACAAACCCUCUAAAUUCCCUGUUCCAAGAGACAAAGAAGAGAAUGUUAGAAAAGAAGUCUAUUCCGAAUAUAAAUACUCUAUUCCCCCAAACCACGAAGAGGAAUGAACUCUUUGAAUCUCCUUCCCUUCUAAUGGGGAAAAUGGUUCUAAGUGACCCAAGUGAAGAAGACACCGAUCAUUUAUCUGAAGUAGGCAAGCACAGUUUUGUCACUCCCUCAAACUCUUUACAGAUCACAAUCAAACAAGACCCGAGCCAGGUAAUGCAGUUUGUUAAAACAGAAGAAGAUGAUGAAGAAGAUUGGCGGGUAUGGAAUACAUCCUCUAACCCUAAAGUCUAUAAAGAAAAACGUAACAGAAAAGAGAAAAUCUACGAAACUGAGGAAUUUAUUUACUACCUGUUAAAUUACUACCAACCUUCAGAAUAUGCCCGUUUUUAUGAAGACCCAAAGAAUACCUUAAGCAAAUUUCGGUGGCAAAGAGAGGUCCGUGACAUUGGAACAGAGCUAAAUAUCAAUUUGAACCAGUCAGACAGUAACAGCAUGCAAAAUGGGCAGAAGAUCAGUUGGGCUCCAGAGGAUGAUCAGCAGUGGAAGUUUGCCCAUCAGGAGUCAGGGCCCAGACCAAGAGAGGCUACAGACGCAAGCUGUGCUGAAGGAUUCACGAAGGCACUUAAACGCCGUUGCGUAGAGUCGAGCAGUGAAAUUGAAGAUUUUGCAUUUGAUGUGGAUGAAAAACCAUAUCAGUGGCAGAAUUCCUAUGUUAGCUCCAAUAAAGAUCCCAAGUAUCGGCCUAAGAGAAAGAGUUCUCAAAUCACACUUACUAGCGCUACUUACGAGGUAGCAGACUUUUUAGAAGAGAUCAGCAGUAAUUCUGAUUGCUUUAACGAAACACUGAGUGAAGACAGUGGGCCUCAAAGCCCUUUUCCAAAUACAGACAACUUGGUGAAGGUGAAGGAGAGAUCAGACAAUUAUGAUGAAAUUAUCGCCUUUGACCGAGAAAACAGAUGUAGCCAGUGUGGCAUGUGCCCAAAGUCUAGUGGCUUGUCAAAGCCCUUCAGAUCCAAGCUCAAGAAAAAAGUAGAGAGGUCCAUGAAUGAAUUAAAAUACUCAAGGCCCAAAGAUGAAUUUGCAACCAAUGGUAUUGAGAAAAACGCCCGAAAAAUGAAGGGAAAAUCACUCGUAGGAGACAGUUUUUAUGGAGACCUCCUUGGACCAGAUCACUUCAACUUAUGGCCUAUCAGAAAACCUGAGAAGAAAUUGAUGGAACCCAAGAUGAAAUUUUCAUCUUCACAAAGCAUUACCAUCCCCCUACUCAAGGAUUUUUGUGAGGCUCCAGAUAAUCCUUGGGAGCUGAAAUUUGAUCAAGACAUAGGAGCCUCUAACAGAUGUGUUAAACUGAAAGAAGGAACCUCAAAUUCCAGUAGUUGUCCCACCAGUUGUGACAGUCCGGAUCUUCUUUCCUCUGAAAAUGAUUCCGAAAAGAAAUCUUCAUUCUUUAAACCGAAGAAUUUUUGAGAGCCGCUGGGCUCAGUCACCCAUUUUUUUCAUAAGGGUAAAUGACUUGAGAAGAGAAAAAAAAACACAAAGCAAGAUCUUAGGAAUUCAUCAGCUAGAUGGCAAGAUGUCACUUAAAAGUUUUAGUUGUGACCAGUUUAACCCUUCAUCUAGUAUAGCUCAUUUAUUGUGAUGAAAGCCGAUAUAUUAGUAAGGCUUGGGGAUAGUUCUAAGAUGUACUUGCAGAUCACUGCUAGCUAAGAGUGAGCAGUCCAAUAGUUUAAUUGAACCUUCGAUAGAGUAUCCGACAAAGUGCAAAUAUAACUUUGCAGAGUAGGGAAGUGUCCUUACCACAUUAUUUUUUGUUCUUCUCAAAACAACAGCUGUGAAUUUUGGGGAUCUUUUCCUGUUUUCUUCCAUUUGGUCAAAAAUGAUUUAUGUAUCAAGAAGCGUGAUCAAAAAUGAUUUAUGCAUCAAGAAACGUAAUCUUUGCAUAUGGCAGAGUUCUUAGCCUUUUUUUGUGUCUUGGAGCCAUUUGAUAGCAGUCUGGUGAAACCCAUUAACUUUUUUUUUUUCAUAAUUGAAAAGAAAUGCUAAAUUUCAUUUAGAAAUUAGGGAAAAUCAAGAUGUGAUUUUUUUCCCCCUCCUCCAAGUUCAUGGACUCCGUAAAAUCUAUUUGUGGACCCCAGGUUAAGAACUAGAGCUUAAAAACGUCUGGUACCUUUUUGUGUUUCUUCUUGGCAGAGAAUGGUCAAAUGAAAAAGAGAAAGAGCUAGAAUCACACUUUGAAUUGUGAUUUUGAAAAAAUGAUUUUGAACAUUUUAUGGACAGGUACCGGAAGAGAAUAAACACACAGUCAUCAAUUGACCAUUCCUUUGGGGACAACAUAUGGAAGAAGAAUGUGACAAUUCAUUUCAUUUCCACUUCUUCCAAUUUUUCCUGGGUGCCACCUGCUAAGUGUUCGGACCCAGGGAAGAGAUGACAUGUUCAGAAACAUCUCAAACACAAAAAUAGAGUCUUGGGGGGGGAGUACAUCAGACCAAAGGACUAAGUUCCUAGGGAGGAAGACUAAUGUGCUUGGAGGUUUAAAUGGGACAACAGAGCUCCAAGGACCUGGCAGUAGCAUCUGCUGCUUGCAACAUGUCUUAAUGUGAAGGCAGGUAACAAAAUUGCAUUGAAGUUGGCAACUAAGCAACUGGAUCCUAGAUGACCUGAAUCUGGCUGAAGACUCAGCCAUUCUGAGGUCUAAGGGCAGCUCGAAUGCUGUUUUGAGAAAUUGAGGGGAAGACUCAGAGAAGUGAAAGAGUAAGAAGAGCAAAAUACUUUGUGAGUUUGUAUACUUGUUUUGCUUAGAGUCGAGAAUGAAAUCUGUUUGUAAAAAUCAUUCAGUGUCCCAGGCUUUGCUUUUUAAAGGCCUCCUCAUUUGUUAUCCUGAGGUGUCAUGGAAAAACAUGACCUGGUCUGAGUCCUUGGUGAGGUUUUCUAGAUGGAAACAUGUUAAGAUUUUUUGGAUCUGUAGGCUGAAAAUGGGAACUUUUUUAUUGCAUUACAUGUUUGGUGCUGCUUUAAAGCUGAACCCUUCCCCAGAAUUAUAUAGUUAUGACUUUAAGAAUUUUGCAGCAUAUACAUGAUAUAUUGAAGUUGGGUACUCCAGACAUAGGAGAUAAAAAUAAUUCCUACAAAAUCAUACUUGGCUUAAACAAUUGAAAAUAAAUGGUCAGAGACCAUUUAUUUUACAGAGGCUAGAGACUAGAUCAGAGACAACCUGAAGCAUAAAUGCUAUUUGAUGCUCAGAAGUCAUAGCAAGCCAGGUUUGAAAAAUUUGGCUUUUUUUAAAACAGGCCUGAUUGAAAAUUCUUCUGGAUUUCUAUGAGCACAUUCCUGAAUUUCUAUAUUCUGUCUUGUAUUAUAAUUAUUUCUCUAAAAGUGCUCCCCCUCUAGCCAACGAGAUUGUGUAUAUGUGCUCCCAUCCUAUCCACCCAGUAAGAUUUCUGUGUGCUUUGACCUCCCACCCCAGCCAAUUAGAUUGUGUUCCCGUGUAUAAAAUCCCCCUAGCCAAUUUUGCUGCAUGCUCCCUAAGAGCAAGGUCUGCCUCAUUUCAGUAGCCUCAUGUAUGAAGCCUCAUACGUGGCGGGGGCUUAAGAAAUAUCUGCUAAAUUGGUUAAAUUGAAGCGUACGAGGAUCCCAUCUUUCCCCCUAGUAGCCUGAACUGGUUGAACCCCAAAAUUUGACCGACUCUUGGGCCGGGCCUUCUCUGGGGAUCGACGGGGAGAUGGGUGGUGGAAAUGGAGACGGAUCCUCUUCUCUUGAGCGGCCUGUUUGAUGUCCGGUACCUCAUCCUUCAAAACUACCAAAUACCCCAACUUUUCUGCAUUAAGAACCACAUGGUGGUGGCUUAAAAUAUUUAAAUGUAUAGCUAUGUGACUCAACAAGGACUCAACCGAGAAUAUGUUGUGAUGUACGUACGCGCUUAUCGUGUUGUUGAAUAAGAUUGUGAUGAGAAAAAUGUGCUGCUCUUCGUGUACAAUUUGGCUUUUUGUUGAAUGACUCAGCAAACUGGAUGUGAUCUGUUGUCAAAUUUUCAAAUCCCUCCUGUGUAUCGAGUGCCUUUCCAUGUUCUCCUAGGCUCAGGAAUGACUGCUAACAUUCAGACGGAGUUACUAUUUUUCAUAAUACCUUGGAAAGUUCAUACAGCUUGUCUUUUGUCAAGGGACUUUGUGUGAAUUAGUGUCGAAAACCUACCCUCUUUGGCUUCUGCUUUUAUUUACAAUCUUUUGUACAGUUGCGCUAAAGAGAUUGUAACAGCUACAUUUAUUGUGAUAAUAUGUUGUUUCUUUGGUCAUCUGGUUCAGAGUAUUUUUCUAUACAAAGUUUAUGGGUAUAAAAAGAUUUGCUACUGAAUGCUUCUGAAAUGAAACUUUAAUUGCCAUAGCAAUCAAACAACAAACAUUUUUUAAGCUGGGCCAUGUGCUUCAGAGUAUUGGUGUUAGAUAUACAGACAGAAAUGAAGAGCUUACAUUCUUUCUGAAUGUAGCAUAUGUAUAAAAGGAGUUUAGUCUAGGUGUAGCACAACAAAGGAUAAGAUAAGAUAAAAAUGCUGGACCUGAAAUCUGGAAAGCUUGGGUGGUUCAAAUAUGGCCUCUGCCCCUUACUAGCUGUAUGACCAAGGGCUAGUCACUUAAGUCAACUCUUGAGCCCCCAGAUUGGCGACUCUCUCCUACUUCUCUCAAGUUACGGAGAAGUGAUCUGCUGUGUUGGAGGGCAUUCCAAUGAAACCCCACCCAUGAAGUCCUUGGCUUUUUGCCUAGUGAUUUGAUAUCAUGGAAUUGGUGCUAAGGUAUUCAUUUGUAGCAUUUCCUCCCUCCCCCCCCAUUCUUUUAUACCCCCCCCCCCCAUUUGUAAGCACUUGUGGGGCCCAGACAGAAGUAAAAAUACUGGUUUUGUGUUUGUGUACUUGCUCCAUUCUGCUCCUUCCUCUUCCCUCUAUCUUAUGUUUGAGGUCAACUAUUUAGAAUGUGCAGAGAGAAAAACCAAAACAAGGUUCACUUUAUGAUGUUCUGUGCUUUAGAAAUCCGAUGGCUCCACAAAAGUGAGGCGUGACACUUAAGAAUACUGUCAGUUGAUUCUCUUGCUAUCUUUUCAUCUUGGUGGUGGUUUAGGAAAGCUUCUGUGUAGUGUUAAUAAAUUGCUCAACCUUCUGCCUCUUGCACUAAUGAAUUACCACCAUGUUAGCUUUUCUGUUUGACCUCUUAAAUAUGUGACAGUCAUAAUGGUGACUCUUUAUGAAAGAUGCUGAAAGCUUUAGCGCCAUAGGGUCAGCGUGUUUUUAGUUUGCUUUGCACGUCUCAAGUUUCUCAGGUAGGAAAAAAAGUGACCUCUGGGUGCUGAUGGAAAAACCAGAAUGUAUUUGCAGCACCUUUCUUAUGGCUAUUUCUAAUAAAUUGUUAACUCGAUGUCUUACAAAGGUUCACGUCAGUAAAAAGAAUGAAUAAGUUUACCAGUUAUAAAAAUCCCAUGAAUUGUCAAUCAACAAGUGCUUUGUACAUAGUAAGUUCUUGAGUUUUUCCCCAUUCUUUUAAGGAUUUAUUAAAUAUCCCCUUCUUUUGUGCUGAGGCACCCGAAGCUUUAGGUCUGUCACUUUAUCCUUUCGACCCAUGGUGGAGGAACUCCACAAUCCUGAAAUAGCCAAAGGACUUGGUCGGUGAGGAAGGAGCAAAUUUGCAUAAGUAGAAAUGGCCUACUUGGCCGAGGAAGUAUACCUACCUGUCUUAGGCCUUGCAUAAUCUUGGCCAUUACAGAUUUGCUUACAUGUGUUCCUUAACCUGAGGUCUAUGAUUUCCAAGCCCUUCCGACCACGGUGCUGUCAGAAAAGGGUGUUGAUCAGCCAAUCGGGUUUUGAGCUUGGAAGAGGUCUCAGAGGCCAAUGAAUCCAACCCUCUCGUUUUUUUCAAUGGGGAAACCGAGGCUCAGAGAGAAAUGACGUGCCCAGAGCCACAGCUAGUGAAAUUCCUCUAAGGGAUUUGGACCCAGAUUUAUCCUGACUUCAAGUCCAGCCUCUUUCCAUUCCAUCAUACCUUCCCCCCAAUGGAGCAAGUGAAAUUGUAAAAGUUAACUUCUGGUUGAUAAUAGCGUUAUGAAACACGUUCACAUGUGUUCCUGCUGGUUCCCUGUGAAGUAGUAGAACUGUAUUAAAUCUUCUGUUAAAGAAUCCUAGGUUGGGGAACUUGUAAGGGACAUUGACCCUACUGUCACAAUAUUUUUGGGCUUCAUAUGGACAUUUGUUUUGCUUGACUAUGCAUAUUUGUUACAGGAAUUUUUUGUUAUUCUUUGGUUGGGGUGGGAGGGGAAGGAGAUAACAUUGCUUGUUAAUUGAAAAAAAAAUAAAAUAUAAUAAAAAAAAAACCAUAUUAGCACGUUU
Messenger RNA from Antechinus flavipes (yellow-footed antechinus), 7555 nucleotides. Its product is annotated as A-kinase anchor protein 17B-like. The record is from RefSeq and is a predicted model, not a curated record. Bases 16 to 2658 code for a protein of 880 amino acids. The transcript is spliced from 4 exons. Gene Ontology annotation, molecular function: RNA binding. Lineage: Eukaryota; Metazoa; Chordata; Mammalia; Dasyuromorphia; Dasyuridae.